AUGACCACGGGCAUCUCGCUACCGGAUACCGUCAUUCAUACGCUCAACAAACUGGGCGUCAAAGUGGUGACGAAGCCGCACGAGUGCACUCAUCUCGUUGUGGCGCGGAUUGUCCGGACGUCGAAGUACUUGUGCGCGCUCCCGCACGUGUCACAUCUCGUCUCAGAGGAGUGGGCGCGACAGUCCGCUGCCCAGAAGAAACUUCUGCCCGAGUCUGACUUUCCCGUCGUCGACAAGGAGGGGGAGAGGAAGCAGCGCAUCAAGCUCGCUGAAGUCGUCGACCGCGCGCGCAAGCUGAAGGGCAAACUGUUCGCUGGUCAUACCUUCUUCAUCACGCACAAGACUACCAUGGACCGCGACUUGCUGCGAUCUAUCAUCACGGCAAAUGGUGGACAGCUCAGCUCAACUAACGCGCCAACCGUGCGCACCUUCAAGAACGAUCCGAAGACGAAGCACCUCAUCUCAUCCAAGGAGGACGCCCCUGUAUGGCGUCCUAUCGCCUCAGAGGGCUUCAGGGUCUACACGGGAGAGGUAGUGCUCGACUCGGCGCUGCGACAGGAGAUAGAUUGGGAUAACGAGAGCUACGUGCUGCCGGAGGCGAAGUCCUGA
This is a messenger RNA of Schizophyllum commune H4-8, 609 nucleotides long. RefSeq lists its product as uncharacterized. Lineage: Eukaryota; Fungi; Basidiomycota; Agaricomycetes; Agaricales; Schizophyllaceae. The coding region runs from base 1 to 609 and encodes 202 amino acids. The transcript has 4 exons. The record is from RefSeq and is a predicted model, not a curated record.